UUUGUUUUUGUUUUGUUUAUUUGCAGUUGUAGAGAGCAGCAAGUUCAUAAAAGUUACAUUAUUUGUGUCUGACAUUGUUGCUUUUUCCCACAGCACAAACAUGAGCAAGCUAAUUCUAACAGCAGGUCUCUGUUUGAUUAUGACCAGUUUGGCCUCUUCCUUCAAACUGGUGUGUUACUACACCGAAUGGUCCCGAUAUAGAACAGGGAACGGCAUGUUCACGGUUUCAGAUGUUGAUUCAAACCUGUGUACCCAUCUGAUCUACGCCUUUUCUGUCAUUAAUGAUGCCAAUGAGCUGGUACCCAGCGAAGACACACAAAUUUACAAACCCUUUAAUGGACUAAAAGAUAGGUCAGUGCUUUACACUUUAAAUAUUCUACCAAUUAUCUUUCCUUUUGAAGUAUUAAAUAAUCAUUGUUCAACAUAUAUUCUCACUAGAAAUGCGGAUCUCAAAACCCUUCUGGCAGUCGGUGGUUGGACUUUUGGCAGCCAAAAAUUCACCACAAUGGUAUCAACAGCAUCCAACAGGAACACAUUUAUUCAGUCAUCUAUCAAACUACUGAGAAACGAGGGUUUUGAUGGGUUGCACCUGGACUGGGAAUUCCCUGCACAACGAGGGAGUCCUCCACAGGACAAACAGAGAUUCACACUGUUGUGCAAGGAACUCCAAGAUGCUUUUGAGUCUGAGGGAACAGCAACUGGACGUCCCAGAUUAUUGGUCACUGCUGCUGUGGCUGCUGGCAAAGGAUCCAUCGAUGAAAGUUAUGAAGUCGCACAGAUUGCCAAGUACCUGGAUUUCAUCAAUGUGAUGACAUAUGACCUUCAUGGCACCUGGGACGGGGUCACAGGACAUCACAGUCCCUUAUACCAAAGCUCCCAAGACACUGGAAGUCAAACAUACUUGAAUGCUGACUAUGCAAUGCGAUAUUGGCGAGACCAGGGGGUUCCUGCUGAAAAACUCAUUUUGGGAUUUGCUGCAUAUGGACGAACAUUUACCCUGUCAACUACAUCCAGUAAGGUUGGAGCACCAAUCAGUGGCGCUGGCUAUGCAGGCAGUUACACCCAGGAAGCAGGAUCAUGGUCCUAUUAUGAGGUUUGUCUUAAUCUUCAAGGAAAAACAGUAUAUUGGAUUGAAAAACAGAAAGUUCCAUAUGGCACCACAGGAAACCAGUGGGUUGGAUUUGACAACAAGGACAGCAUUAAUGCAAAGGUCGACUACAUAAAGGAAAACAACUUUGGAGGAGUCCAUGUCUGGUCUCUGGACCUGGAUGAUUUUAAUGGGAAGUUCUGUGAUCAGGGCAAAUACCCCCUCAUCAGCCAUCUGCAUGGUCUUCUGGUUUCAGGCAAGCCCAAAGUUUAUGAAGUGUUUAUCCUCUUCGGUAAAAUGGUAGUUACAGUUUAAUGAGAUUUUAUUCACUAAAUUCAGCUUUAUAUUAUAAAGCUCUGUAAGAACUGGAUCAUCAAAUAGUGAGCAAAAGUGUGUUUUUUAGUGUAAAAUAUCAGUAUUUAAGCUCUGUAAUACAAUGCAAUAAUCAGGAACAGUACAUUAAAAUGAGCGCUUCAUUUCCUCCACAAACGUCUCUAAAUCUAGGAGUUCCAGUCAAG
Molecule: messenger RNA, 1605 nt
Organism: Etheostoma cragini (Arkansas darter)
Lineage: Eukaryota; Metazoa; Chordata; Actinopteri; Perciformes; Percidae
Product: acidic mammalian chitinase-like
Exons: 9
Coding region: 101-1402 (433 amino acids)
Biological process (GO): chitin catabolic process; carbohydrate metabolic process
Cellular component (GO): extracellular region
Molecular function (GO): chitinase activity; chitin binding
Source: RefSeq, a predicted model, not a curated record